GCUCCUCCGCGCCCUGGUAACGGCGGCCCCCGGAGGGCGAGAGGACGUGCGGGGCCGCCCGUCGCGGCUGUUUCCGCGUUGCCCGUCCAGGGAGGUCCCGCCCCCGCCCGCAGCCGCCCCAGCCCCAGCCCCGGCCCCGCGGGGAGGCUCCGGGCCCGGCGGGGGGGGCGCGCCCCCCGCCCGGGGCCUGCGGCGGGGGCGCCGGAUAAAGCGGUGCCGGCCCGUCCGCCUGCCGGCACAGGGGCGGCCGGGACGGGCCCAGCGGGGCGCCCCGCCAUGGCGAGCCCUGCACGCCCGCGGCAGGAGCUGGCGGCGGAGGAGCGGCGGCUCCGCGGCGCGGCCCCGACGGUGCCCCGCGACGCCAAGCGGGACGCGGCGGGGGAGCGGCUGGUGCUGCUGGAGCUGCGGCGCUGCGGGCGGCCGCCGUCCCCCGGGCCCGGCGAGCGCCAGGAGGAGGGGGAGGAGGAAGAAGAGGAGGGGGAGGCGGCGGCGGGCGAAGACUGUUGCGGCAAGUGCAAGAAGCGGGUGCAGUUCGCCGACUCGCUGGGGCUGAGCCUCGCCAGCGUCAAGCACUUCAGCGACGCCGAGGAGCCGCAGGUGCCGCCCGCCGCGCUGUCCCACCUGCAGAGCCCGCCCGGCGAGGAGCGGGACCCGCCGCCGCCGCCCGGCGGGGACCCCCUGCCGCCCGCCCUGCUCCUGGUGCCCGACUUCCCCGACGGCGGGGAGCCCAGCGCCGAGCGGCUGCGGCGGCAGCGCGUCUGCCUGGAGCGGCUGGGGCGGCCUGCGGCGCCCACCGACGUGCGGGGCACGGUGCAAGUGCUGGGCGGCCCCGGCCUCAAGGAGGUGACGGUGCGCUACACCUUCAACGAGUGGCUCUCCUUCGUGGACGUCCCGGCCGCCCCCCUGCCCCCCGACCCGCCGGCCGAGCGCUACGGCUUCACCCUGUGCGUCCCGCCGAGCCUGCGGGAGGGCUCUGCCCUCCACUUCGCCAUCCGCUACCGCAGCGCGCAGGGCGAGUUCUGGGACAACAACGGCGGCCGCAACUACACCCUGCGGUGCUGCGGCUGCCCCGGGGGCGGCCCCGCACCGCCCGCCGCCGCCCCGCCGACCCCCGCCGCCCCCCGAUACUGACGCCGGCCGGGCGAGGGGAGCCGAGAGGACCCGGCCGGGCAGGGGGAGGCGGCUGCAGCCCUGCUCCCGGAGUGAGGCCCGUUUCGGGAGGGAGACAGCCAGCGCGCCGAGGCCACCGUCCCGGAGAUUGCCCCAAGUCUGGUGGUUUUUAAGCAGGCACUUCGGUUUUGCCAGCGAAACAUGGAUGUGCGUAGGCUCGCAUUGCUGUGGCUUGUGGAAUCGUUCUUUUUUCUUUUUUUUUUUUUCCUUUUUUUUUUUUUUUUUUGAGGGAACAAGGAGAAUGAGUAGCGUGGGCUUUGCUUUUCCCCUCUUGAAGUGAAUUUUUGAGGUCUUGAUUUGGGCUUGACUCCACUUACCCGAUUAGUCAGAGAUGCACAAGAGCGCUCGUGUGAAAACUUGGUGGCGUGUUCGCUACAAUUUAACUUAGGAUCCCAGCUUUCUCGUUCUCACAUCCAUUUCAAAGACAUAGUAGUGCAACACCAAUGGUGUGGUUUUUCUUUUUUUUCUUUUCCUUUUUUUUAGUUCAAUGGACUCUGUAACAAUACGAUUCACUGUUGUGAGCACCUGUCAAGCUCGUGACAGGCUUGCGUGCCCGGCCCACCUUUCCAGGCAGUCUGUUUUGGGGCUGGAUCUGGGGCUGGAGAGGGCUGCUCUGGUUUUUGUCAUUCAGCACACUUUGAUACUGCUCCCUGCUCCCCAGGCUUGCAUGUAGAUCCUGUCUGGCUAAUAGCAGCCAACAGGGACUUCUGCGAAGAUGUUUUUGCUUAAAAUAGACUGGUGACUUCUUUUCACACAACUGACAAGUCUAAAACCGGGACGAAGGAGGAGUUUAAAUAUUUGCUGAUGCUGCGUUUAUCAGGAGAACUUUGGUAACACCUUUGAGUCAUGCACUGUGAAGUACAAGAUGGUGUUCGUCUCAUACACGCUUCUGUAUUUUCAGAUUUGGGGAGCAGAUGCUGCUUUGGAUGACCUUCUCACUGAGGAGUGACGAUGCGAUAACAGAGAGGGUGUCCUCAGUAACGAAUGAAAACAAGUGCCUUAGUUCAGCUCUCCUUAUGUUACAUUUUGCACCACAUUUCUCAAGUAUUUAUAAUUUAUUCAGCUUAUUUUGCUACAUAUUUUUCUGUAUUUGUAUGUUGCUGGGAAAGGACUUUGUUGUGCACACAGCUGGACUUUAUAGCGCUGGACACUUGAAAUGAUUUUACGGUCUUCACUGUUGCACUGCAAGCCUAGAGGUUGACUAUUGCUGGUGUCCCAAGUCCUGAAAUUAAGCAAAAAGUACCAAUGCAAAUGGGUUUGUAAGAAUAAAAAAAGUUUUAAAAAAAGUCAAAAAGCUCACCAUUACACAUCUUUUUUUUUUUUUUUCCCCCAUAUAGCAAAAUGUAACAGGAUACUUCUUGGUUUUGCAACCUGGUUAUGCCCCUGCCCCCUGCCAAGGGGAUCAUGCUGUUGGUGUGCCCCACUCUGACCAGGGACAUUUCCUGUCUGUAAGCAAUGUUUAGGGCUGUAGCUGGAAAUGAGUGCUGUCCUGCCACAGCCAUGAGGCAAAUCGCCCUGGAAGUCUACGACAGCCACUUGUGACAGGCAUCUUGUGCAGAGCUGUGAUGUGAGGAAGCUUCAUGAGCAUGGGUGGAAAAGAAGUGGGUUUCAGUUGAGUUUUGUUCUGGCUCCUCUGCAGCUUUGACUCACUUGUUUUCUUUUGAUACAGUAUCUCAAAAUACAGGUUAAUUUUUUGAAUGAAAGAAAAGACAUUGCCACAGUGCAGAAAACGUCCUGACAUGGAUGUAUGUUCUUCAGUAAGACUUUGGAACAUUAUUUUCCUUUUUUAAAACAGAGAUUUCUCAAGUCUUCAUCUCCUCUGAAGAUGUAAACAUCUUAAAAGCCAUUAUGAGAACAUUAGAAAAAAUAGCUUGUUUAUAAAAUUGCCCAUACUUGAAAAUAUUUUCAAGUCUAUAGAUAACCUGCCUUUUGAGAUAGCUGGAACAGACCCAGAGCUAGCAGGGAGUCUAUUGUGGGUAAGACUUGAAGCAGAGGGGGCUUCAGACUAAAGGUCCUGCAGUUUUGCUAACAUGCGCACUGCUUCUGAAAUGGAGCCUGUCCUCCCUCCUCCCUAAAAACCCUGCACAUAAACCACAAUGUGAGAAUACAGCCAGGGACAAGGAGGUGUUUUAAUUCCUUCAGAAACCAUCCUGUUGUUAGACUGUACCAGUUGCUUUGACAGCGCACAGAGGAAAAGCUCUGUGCAGGCAAACAGAAGGACGUAUGAUUGUUUUCCAACUUAAAUGUAAACUCUCGCCAAAACCAUGAAAGGUUUUAAGGGAGAAUAGCAAGCUCUACUACAUCCCAUACAACUUUGUUUUAAACCUACAAUGCGUUACAGCAUUACAGGAUGUUACGUGGGAUAAUCUGGUAUGAAUUAGCCUUUCUUCAGAUUGUUGAGUCAAUGACACAGCGUGCUCUUAAGCUGAUGUGUGGGGCUAACAGUGUCAAGUUUGAUCCUUCAUUUACUUUGGAUUCCAGGAGCCCAUUCUUUGUUCUGUGCUUUGUUUAUUAAUUGCUUCGGAGAAGAAGGAAACAACGCCAAAAAAAAGGAGGGGAGGGAUCUCUCCUUAAACAGAAUUUAAAGGAGUAGCCAUAUGCUAGUGGUUGUGUCUGGGCAGAGGUGCAAAGCUGGUACCUUGAAGAAUCUCAGCUAGCUGUGCUUGUUGAUAGAGGGCUAAAAAUGUUCUCUGGUACACUGUAAACUAUGGGCAAUGGGUGUGAAACAUCAACAUCCAGAACAUGUAACAUUGCUGUGUGCUCUUCAGACACAUGAUUUGAAAUUCAAAGUGCAAGAAAGUACUUGAUGAGGCUAAACAGUAAAAUCUUUUGAGUGCUUCCAAAAAUUGGUGCCAAUCCAAAGUCCUGCGAAUCGUGUUAGUUAAAGCACAACAUUUUUGUGCUUUGAUAACAGGUAAAGUGCUUUUAUUUGUUAUAAGUAAUUACUUUUUGUGAAAGAAAGGGGGGAACCCCUCUCAGAGGAGAAUUAAGCAUACUCCGUUUUAAUAGACAGUACAUUUUUGUGCUUUUAAGAUUUUAUAGAAGCUUAGGUUUCCAAAGGUUUCAGAGACAGCCUACACACAGUUGUCUGUAUUUUCAUAGCUACGGUUACUGAAGGCUAUGGAAAUGCAAGGCUUUACCAAAGAUUACACUGGGCAGCAGUGUAAAAAUCCAAACCGGACCAUGUGCGUACUGAAGGAUUGCAAGCCCGCACCAGCAAAACACGGGGCUGCUGCUCAUGGUCAUAGGUUGAGAUACAUGGCAUAAUUGCAACGUUAUUCUCAAAGAAAUAUAUUCAAAAUGAAGCAGUUCUAAUUCUAUAAAAUCAGAAGGCCAGUGGAGUAAACUGUUAAGUGAAGCACUCUUCUUGCUUGGUUGCAUUACUGUUAAUGUAUUUUAUAAAGAUUCGAAGCAUAACUUUUGGAGGAUGUGUUCAUAAACAUGGUCCUUCCCCUAACUUUAAUAAGAAAUGAUAAAGAUUUAUUGCCCUUUUGGAAAAACUCCAUCUCCAAAGAUUUUCAUUUUAAGCAUACUUCUGUCCCCUCGCCAUGAAUUAAGGGCUUAGGGGAGAAAUAGCUGCCAAAUGGUUUUAUAAGUAUAUAUAACCCAAAAAAAUUUAAUAUAGUUGAAACUCUAUAGGGGUAAAUGUGAAGGACAUCAAAGUUAAAUCUUCCUUAAGCAAUUUUUUUGCCAUGUACAAUUGCAUUUAAAUUCAGAUUUAAAUGAUUCAGAAAAGGACUGUGAAGCUAAAUUUAUUUUGGUGUCAUGAAGAUCUGCAAACUUGUGUGAAAACUACUUCUGUUUUAUUUAAAGUUGGGGCUUUUAGUCAGUACUUGGAAAGUCUGGCUUCUAGUCCCAUUGGCUUCCCUGGGAUUUGGAUCCAGCCCAAAGUACUGCAGGAAGGUAGGGGAAAUGAUCUAGGCUUAAUUGUCUAUUCUGUUCAGAGUCUUGUGUUAUGGGGUUAGGAUAACAUGGCACUGUGAUGAAUGUUCAUCUGUCAAGAGUUCAAAAUCUGCUGUCUAUGCAUGGCAGUAAUUAAAUCACCUUAAUUGUUUUUUCAUGAUUCUUUUUAAGAGAGGGAAAAUUACUUGCCUUGGAUUAGCAUAUUGCCAAAGACUGUUAUAAAUAUUUAUGGAGUGUACUCUUUCAAUAGAAAGCCUGCACAUUCUUCACAGGUCUCCAUAGUUUUUUUCUCUGAACACAGAACAGUAGUUAUUUGAAUGCACUACUUACCAUCAUUUCCCCCUCUUGCAAAGGUUCAGCAGAUACUGGGUUUAACAGUAAAAAAGGUAAGUAGUUUAGAAAGAAGCAUCUCUUGCAAAACGUAUUUAAUUUCCUCUGUAAGCUGCGGAAUCCUUUUGAAGGUGCAUAUGUUUGUGAAACAGGUUUGAGAGUUCCAUAUUUUUUCCUUUCACACUUGUAGAAAAUACACAGUUUUGGAAGACUUAUUGGCUUCUCUAUCUGUUUUUUUUUUCCCUGCUUCCACAUUAAAGGCUCGUGCACUAUUUUUAUAUUCUAAAAUACUGAAAAAAGUAGGAAUGUAAACACUCAGUUAAAGAGCUGCACACCUUACUUCUUUUUUUUAUAAAGGUAGUCAAACAAAAUAUUCCUAAAAGUAUGAAAUAAUUUGCCUGUGUUACGAAUGGUGGAACAAAGCGAUCAGUAUAGUCCUGACUUGAAUAAUGCCGGGGUUUCACUGUAGAUCAUUAUGGAAAACUCAGGAAAACAGUAGGUGCACAGCUCUUUCAUGGCUCUGUUUACGCGUACGUAUGGCCUGUGCUGGGGAUCUGGAGAGAUGCGUUUAUGUUGCAUUAAAGGAAGUAAGUUGAGGGGCUGGUGCUUCUCCAUAAAAUGAUUCCACCUGCUGAUGUUAGAGGGUAAAAGUCAUGCUUUUAAGACCUGGAAACUUGGUGAAGUUUUUUAUACAGAAAUACCAUUUGAGAAGAGUGAGUAGUAAAUUAAAAUCCUUCUUAGGCUGUUUCAGCAUUGUAUGUAAAGUGUUCACAUGCUUCUCUCUUGGUUGCUCUCCUCCCGGACAGCUGUACCUCUGGUAUAUCUGGGUAUUUUGAAACUGUGCUUUCUAUUUGAGUAAAAUUUCUUGAGAAGCUGUAACACACAACAGAAAUGCCUAUCCUUUGAACAGUUGCUAAUAUUAAUCAAAUGAUUACUUUUUUUCUUUCAGAGUGCUGUUUCCAAGUUUAUACUGUAAAAGUAACGACAAACUUGAGUAUAUGCAAACAUUCAAAUUUUGGCUUAUACUGCUGAGGUCAAUAGUUUGCUAAAAUGUCAAGAUCAGGAAAAGACAAACAUUUUUAAUAUAAUACAAAAGCAAACUUGUUUUGCUAAGACACUGCAGCUUUAGUAAAGAUAUUUAUUGAGCUCCCUUCUAGUCUAAGGAAAAAAUAUAUACUUUUUAUAACAGUGGACAUUGUACAUAAGUCAUGGGACCAUUCCUUUGUGUUUUAACUAUUCCUGUUGUUUACACUGCUUUGACAAAAUCCAACAAAGCUUCUGACAGCGUGCCAAGAGAGAUUUAAUGAGUAUUGCAACGUAAACGGAACUGGUGAAGCACAGAAGGUGCAGCUGUAAGAGCACAGCAACUCCGAGGCUGGACCACAGUGCCAGCUCUCCAGUUCGCUGUCUCCAUCAGUGACAAUGAGCACAUGCCUAGCCAAGCCUAAGAACAGGGCAAGUGGACACAAACAUAACACUAAAGUCAUCCCAGCCUACAACAAUUAUUUCUGUGCUGGACUUCCUAAGCCAGAUGUGGUUAGCAAAUAUUUUCCAUCCAGUUUGUAGGAUUUCAGUGAUAAAGCAUUUGGCAAGCUAUCUUUUUAUACAGAACUGGGCAUGCUAUGAUAAAAUUCCUUAAAAUAGACAUCAGGCAAGGAAAAAAUAAUAUUUAUAGGUAUCUUCCAAUUAUGUACCACUGGUAUGCACAUAACUAACACUAGUUAAGCAUGCACUUAAAUGUGUGUUACAAGGAAAGGAAACACACAGGUCUGUCCAAAACAGGGAACAAUCAUCUAAAAUGCCACGACUGUUGGGUUUGAGUAGUAAAUGCCAAUACCUUUGCUAGCUUUGCACUUCUGUUAACAAGUUAGAUAGCGUUAUGCAGACUUUUGGACUGUAGCAGCAGAAGCGUUCUUACGUUGCUUCUGAUAAGUAAUGCAUAAAUAAUGUAUGAUAAGCUGAUUAUUAAUUUCACAUAAGAACUAAUUUUUCCUUGUCUGAGAAAGUGAGCUGUCUUAACCUCUGCAGUACUGACUGGGGAAGGAGGGAAAUUAGAGAGCCUGAUUAAUGGAGAAGUAAUCUCCUUCAUACUUCUGAGGGAAAGAGUAAGACAUUUCAUAUUCCCAUGGCUGCAUGCCUAUAUGAGAGCAUGUACCAUCUACAGCUGUAUUCUUGACAAAGAACUUCACUGGAAAGGUACUGGCAUUUUGGAAGAACUGAUUAUGUAUUGCAAAGGCCUCUAUUUAAAACCAAAUGCUUACUUUUUUGUAAACACGGUGAAAACCUAGAUUAUGUUAUCAAUGGAGUUGUACCUCUUUAUAAGUUAGGGCUACACUAUUUAUAAAGAUGUUUAUUUUGCUUCCUAGCAUACAUUCUCAUAUCUUGAAAUGGUAUGCAGUGCUUGUUCCAGUAAUUAAGCUGUUUUAAGCAAGGAUUUUGCAUGUACUGUUUUAGGGACCAAAUUUCUUACAGUAUAAAACUGGCAGUCUUUCCAAGCCUGUGUCAUCUAAGACUAUAAGAUGUUACUACAUUUCAGUGAGCUCAGUGGAAACUUAAAUAGCAAUCAAACCUUUCUUCCCCUGCACUUUCACCAUUAAGUGCACUUAAUUAUCCACUUGCAAAUAUGGAGAUUUAAAAUGCAGAAUAUAAUGCAUUUUAUCUAUUAGAAUUAAUUCAAUUUGAGUAAAAUGUUCAUUAAAAGCAAUUUACAUUGCAAUACUUAUAUAUCUAAUAAGAGGAGAAUUGUUAAUGUAUUUGCCUCUUAUCUGAAAGUGUGAAUGGAGGCUACAUUUAUAGUCUUAGGUACACAUAGUAUUUUAUUCUGUACACUGUAUUGUCCAUGAAAUGCAUCAGUAUACAUUUCAAUCUAACUGUACAAAAUUGUAAAAUACACAAUUUUUCCCAUUCCAGUGAGGAAUGGGAGUUUGUUCUAAAUUAUACACUACAAUUAGAUACUUUGCUUUAAUAAUGUUAACACAGAACAUGAAGAACACAAAAAAAAUGUAAGUUCUAAACAAAGAUGAAUUUUGUAAAGCAAGAAAAAUAAGAGGGGGGGUUUAAAGGCCACAGUGUCAUGGAACUAGUUUUGAGUUUCUGUUACUUAAAAAACCCACAAUAAUCCACUGAAAUAGAAGGAAACUUUUUUCUGCAUGCCAUUAAAAUAGCUUUGCAGUGCUUAAUUUUUCUGCACAUUUCUCAUAGAAAACAAACUUAAGCACAUCAGUGACUUGAGCAGAACCUGAUCAGAAAUUUUGCUUGCUUUUGUUUUAAUGUAUGGUCUUAAAAGUGUUGGGUAUUCUACAGAUUUAAUAAUAAACAAUAAAAUGCGAUACUGAGUGUUCUACUGAGUACUUUGCUAGGCAAAGCUUGUUGCCAAUUCAUGACUUACAGCACUUGAGUUACUGUUAUAGUUAAGUUACUUUCCUUCUGCAAAAUUCAGGAGCUUUGAGAAAAAGAGAACCUCAGAUUAAGUGAUGUGGUGCUUUCUGCUAAUAGCUGCACCUCAACAAGUUAAAGGACUCUGUGGUGAAAAUACAUUUUAAAGCUUCCAAGCCUCAGUAAUGCAAGUCUUACAUUCUGCUAGUAUGAUCUGUUAACUGUUAAAAGUAGGACAAGACUAGUUAUUAAUUCUUGGAAACU
Messenger RNA from Pseudopipra pipra, 9042 nucleotides. It is a transcript of the gene PPP1R3G, whose product is annotated as protein phosphatase 1 regulatory subunit 3G. The record is from RefSeq and is a predicted model, not a curated record. The transcript has a single exon. Bases 277 to 1131 code for a protein of 284 amino acids. Lineage: Eukaryota; Metazoa; Chordata; Aves; Passeriformes; Pipridae. Gene Ontology annotation, biological process: regulation of glycogen biosynthetic process. Gene Ontology annotation, cellular component: protein phosphatase type 1 complex. Gene Ontology annotation, molecular function: glycogen binding; protein phosphatase 1 binding.